AUGCUGUGUUGCGGCUGUUUGACAAUACUAAUGACUCUACUGGGUGCCAGUACUUCAGUGUGUACGAUUAUCUUCCCCGUUUUUCGCAUGAAGAAUGAAACAAAGGAAGCGAUCCAAACCCUAUGGUACUACAUGGAAAAAACUGCGAGUACAGAAAGCAAGACAAGUGUCCGGGAGAGUGAAUGCUACGAGUACAGUGUAUACUUUCAGGUCAGUAUGGGCGCUGUCGCAGCGGCUGCCGCAGUUGGACUCAUUUCUCUUCUAUUUCUCUGUGGUGUGGUUGCCUGCGGAAAAAAAAUGAAGCACUUGAAGGCUGUCUCUUUAUCGCUGGUCUUUUUUUCUCUUCUGGGUGCAAUAACUUGUAUUGGACUCGUUACUCUCGGUUAUUUGAGAGGUUACUGCCAAGGCGAUCCGAAACUGCGCGACAAGUACGCCCCGUUCAAGGAACGUGGUUUUAAAAUUGAUGUCGGUUCAUAUCUUCUUUGCGCCGCUGUCGCUCUAUACUUGUUAACCACAAUCACGCACUGUUGCCUUUAG
Molecule: messenger RNA, 537 nt
Organism: Trypanosoma brucei brucei TREU927
Lineage: Eukaryota; Euglenozoa; Kinetoplastea; Trypanosomatida; Trypanosomatidae
Exons: 1
Coding region: 1-537 (178 amino acids)
Source: RefSeq, a predicted model, not a curated record